AUGCCCUCAACACUGCUGCUCUCAGCAGCCUUCUCCGACGAACUGCUAGCCUCAGCGCUGCUGCUCUCAGCGGGCUUGUUAGACGAGCUGCUAGACUCUACACUGCUGCUCUCAACGGCCUUCUCAGACGAACUUAUGCCCUCAACACUGCUUCUUUCAGCGGCCUUCUCCGACGAACUGCUAGCCUCAGCGAUGCUGCUCUCAGCGGGUUUCUCAGACGAGGUGAGAAGCGAAUUAUCAGCGAAGUCAGUUUUGUCAGGUCCAUUUUCUAGUUCGAUGGCAGCAAUGUGCGAGCGUGGGUGUGUGGUGAUUUCAGUGCGGUCAUUGUGUUCCGCCUGUGGGGUGUUUAAUAGCUGGUGA
This is a messenger RNA of Trypanosoma grayi, 360 nucleotides long. RefSeq lists its product as hypothetical. The record is from RefSeq and is a predicted model, not a curated record. NCBI's taxonomy places the organism in Eukaryota, Euglenozoa, Kinetoplastea, Trypanosomatida, Trypanosomatidae. The coding region runs from base 1 to 360 and encodes 119 amino acids. The transcript has a single exon.